Hirundo rustica (Barn swallow) is the source of this 1155-nucleotide messenger RNA. RefSeq names its product adipose secreted signaling protein (gene ADISSP). The coding region runs from base 133 to 687 and encodes 184 amino acids. The record is from RefSeq and is a predicted model, not a curated record. The transcript is spliced from 6 exons. NCBI's taxonomy places the organism in Eukaryota, Metazoa, Chordata, Aves, Passeriformes, Hirundinidae.
AGCGCGAGGUGGGGGCGCACCAGCCAAUAGGAGCGAGGAGGCGUGUCCGCACGGCGGGGAAGCGGGCAGGAAUUCCCGGACGAUGCCCCCGGGCCGCUGAGGUUUGGGGACAGCGACAACGCCGGGGGACAGAUGGCGACAGCCGGCAAAGGCGGCAAGCUGAAGGGGACAGGAGUGCGCUUCUCCACCGAGGGGACACCGGGCCAGCCCCGGGAGGGGACACAGGGCCACCCGCCGGGGGGGACACACGGCCACGUCCACUUCCAGGAGCAGCUGCACGACUCGGCCGUGAUGGUGACGCAGGACAAGGACGGACACUUCCUGGUCAAGGUGGGAUUCCUGAGGAUCCAGCACAAGUACGAGAUCACCUUCCUGCUGCCGCCCGUGCCGACGCUGGGCGGGGACGUUUGUCCCCUCCCUGUCCCCAACCCCAACCUGCGCGUCAUCAGCGUCACCUCCCUGCCCGAAGGGCACAGCGUGCGCUGCGAGUACACGGCGAGCAAGGAGGGGGUGCUGAUGGAGGAGCUGCUGCUGGCCGGACACAGCCCCAACCACGUCAAGGUCACCAUCCAGGCCCGCGUCAUGGACCGUCACCACGGGACGCCGAUGCUCCUGGACGGGGUGCGCUGCGUGGCGGCCGAGCUGGAGUACGACUCGGAGCAGAGCGACUGGCCGGGCUUCGACUGACCCCCAACCCCGCGGCGGGGAUCCCCCGAAAUCUCCAAAGUUUUGGGGACGGUCCCCAAAGCGGGAGGAGGGACCCCCAACCCCUCUGCCCCCCCCCGGCUUGUUGCUGCCGCCGCCGCUUCGCCCUCAACCCCGCGGCACCCCCCACGCCCCGGGGCGGGUUUUGGGGGAACCGUGCCUCUUUGGGGUGGGAAUUUUGCCCGUGGAAUUCGGGGCGGGAGCCGGGAGUCCCCCCGCCGUGGCUCUGGGUGCCCCCAGCCGCGUUCCUCGUGUUGCUGCCAGCGCCUCUUUUUCGUUUGUUCGUUCGUUCGUUCGUUCGUUUGUUUUUUCCUGUUUUUCUCAGAUUUUUUCCUGGGGUUUUUUUCCCUCCUCUUUUCCCGUUUUUUUUUUUUUUACUUUCCCUCAUGGCACAAGGGCCAGGAGCGGUUUUUCAGGAGGUUUUAUGUGCCUAUAUAUAUAUAUAUGUAU